Messenger RNA from Cimex lectularius (bed bug), 6011 nucleotides. RefSeq lists its product as uncharacterized. Bases 211 to 5838 code for a protein of 1875 amino acids. The transcript is spliced from 21 exons. The record is from RefSeq and is a predicted model, not a curated record. NCBI's taxonomy places the organism in Eukaryota, Metazoa, Arthropoda, Insecta, Hemiptera, Cimicidae.
UUGGUUAUAAAUAUUUACAAAAAUAGACUAAGCUGUUUCUGGGAAUGUUCUGUUAAGUAUAUAACAGACAUAAUCCAAUUCUUUCCAGAGGGAGAAAGAUGGACCUUGACUUCCUGCAAUCAGGACACGGCCAAGGGGGAGAAUCAAAAAGCCGAAGGGAUCCGGCGUUUGUGGAAAGAGGAAAAGUCGAUUUGGCACACGCUGAAGAGGAUGGCGUACAAGACAAAUUCCGCAGCCUCCGCCGAAGAACAGUUCAAGAACUAUUUGCAGAAAAAAAAGCCUGGUCCGCUCAUAGAAACUCUUUCAGAAUUUGAAUUGAGAAUUGCAAUGGAAAAAGCGGAGAUGGAACCGAUCAAUGAGUAUUUAAAAACAACGGACGAAACACAAGUACAGAAGGAACCAUCAGUUCCAGCGGCAAAACAAGAAGUCCAGUUCCCACCGGAUGACGCGUUCGUCUUAACCAAACGCUCGAAGCUUAACUACAGACACCAAUUGGCUAGAGAACGUAGGUUAAAGGCACAGACAAUACAAGAGAGCACUAAGAAGAAAAUGGAGGAACUGAAGAAAAUCAAGAGAGUAAUGGAACAAACUGGAAACGAAUUUAAAUGUCAUAAGCAUGAAAAGGAGAAAACAGAACAAAUAAGAAAGAAAAAGUUUAUUGAGGGUAUGGCGCUUAAAUUGAAUUGCCCUCCUGAAGAACUUAGGGGAAUGGCAGAUGACUUAUACCAGAUGCAUUUAAACCAACAAGCAGAGUUUAAAAGAUUGAAAAAAAUUCAAAUCGAGCAGGAUAUUGAAUGGAUGGAAAGAUUUCUUGCAUCACUACCCCCUUCUAAGCCAAAGCCAAAGCCAAAACCAAGGACAAAACCUGUUGUGGAACCAGAGCCACCUGUACAAGAAUUGCCUAUUGUAGAAGAGGCAUCUUGUCAUGAAUUGCCAGAAGAGGAGGAAAAACCUGACACAGCACCCCAUUCGGAAGCAGAAGUUGGUAAAAAAAAGAAACGUGGUGUAAGGCGAGUUACAUCGUUUAGGCCAAGUGAUAUUGACAGAGAGACAGACGAAAAAAAUGAAGAGGAAGAAGUUGACAAUGAGGAAUUUAUGGUUGGUAUGAAAAGAAGGUCUAGCAGGAAAUCGAUGAAAAGAAAGAGUAUGAAAAGACAAAGUACAAAAAGACAAAGCACAAAGAGGCAAAGUACAAAAAGGCAAAGUACAAAGAGGCAAAGUAGUAAGAGACAAAGUACAAAGAGACAAAGCAUGAAAAGACAUAGUAUAAAGAGAAAUAGUAAACUGAAAAAUGCUCAUGCAAUGCCAAAAAAAACACAAAGUGAAAUUUCAUUGUUUUCAUUGAUGGGUUCAGCUUCUUAUGUUGAACCACCACCCAUUUCUGUAUUAGAUCCAGAACUAUUAGAAUGUUUCAAGAAAUGGAAAGAAUUGAGAAUGGAAAGAAAAUUUUUUCGAACAGCCAAUCAAUUUUUAAAGCAAGAGCCACCGCAGGACCCAACAAUGAAUAUCACCCCUGCUAUAGUGUAUUUCAAUGAAUUUGUCCCUGGCCAAAUAUACCAAAAAACUGUGAAAAUAAUAAAUAAUGGUGGAUGUAAAAGAUACUGCAAGCCAUUAAACAUUAAAUUCAAAACACAACAAUUUGACCCAAUGCUCAUUGAGGUAGAUCCAUGGACAAUAUUUUAUGCACAACCUACAGUUCCAAUAGUGUUAAAAGUCACAUUCAGGCCCCAAAAAUCUACAAGACAUUUAGAAAGUGAUGUCAUAUAUUACACAAGAUAUGGAGAGCAAAAUUGGAAAAUGUUUUCAUUUCAAAUAAAAUGUAUUCCUGUUGAACCGAUUAUUUCUAUCAAUACAAAUUCAAUAAGCUUCAAAUGUACAAAAUAUUGGACUGAUGAGAUUCCUAUUAGAAAUCUUAUUAUUACAAAUAAAGGAAAAGUACAUUGUGAUAUGACAAUAACAUCUGUUCUUACUCCGCCAAAGCCUAUUGUAAUUGCACAGAGUGAAGAUGAAUUUGUAGAGGAAGAAGAAGUCAAAGAAAAUUUCAAAUAUCCAUUCGUCAUAUGUCCUAAAAUUGUUAAAAGGAAUCUUGUCAAUAAUGAAAUAAUUUGUGAUAACCAAAUGGAUUUAGAGAAAGAGGAAAUGACUGAAGAAUGCUUGGGUGAAGAAGAGCAGGACAACUACUAUCAAACUCUCAAAGAAGAAAGUGAAAUUGCAGUGCAAAAUUUUGAUAAAAUAUACAAAGAAAAAGUGAUCACUAUAAAUGAACAGUGCCGCAUGAGCAUACCUAUCGGUUUUAUAAAAAUGAACAUCAAAAAUUUUAGAGAAAUGAAAGAUGAAUGGACGUUAACAUUUUUCACAGAAAACUUCCAGAAAGAAGAAAUAUUGAAGUUAGAAGCUUUUAUACAAUUUACACCUCUUCUUGUUGAACCGACUGUAUUAGAUUUUCAAGUUGUUCUUUUGAGUGAUGGUGUUCAGCAGAACAAGUUUGUCAUUACAAAUAUUGGAAAAAAAGCAAUGACACUAAAUAUAAAGAUUCCAAAGGAAUUAAUGAAACAUGUCCAUAUCCCGUUUGGCUCUCCGGUGAUACCUAAAGGGAAGUCAAUGCCGAUUCUUGUUCGUCUUGCUUUAAAAUCUACAUUUGUACAUGAUGCUAAAAAAUUUCUCGACUGUAAUACAAAUGUAUUGGAUUUUCCACUCUUCAUUACAUCUACUGAGCCUGAAUUGACAGGACCACCGAUUGAAAUUCAUGUUAUGGCAAUAGUGACAAGAAGCAUGGGCCUUUCGAUUAAACCUCAAAUGAUUUCAUUUGACAAAGUCUUUACACAUGAAACAGUAGUUGCUCCAUUUUACUUAGUAAACAAUACCUUGGCUACACUUUAUUAUGGAUUCAUUAAUCUACCUAAGUGGGUCAUGAUCCAGCCAAAUUAUGGUUUCGGUGUAAUAGCACCUGGUGAAAUUUUGGACUUGGAGCUGUUGUUUUCACCAGGGGUUGAACAAAUGGAAGAACCUGGAAGUACAGUUUUUCGAUCUUUUAUUUUAAAAUGUACAACUGCCGAACGAUUUGCAAUUGCUCCAAACAUAGACACCUACAGAGAGGAGAACCAAAACAAUUCAGACUUCAAAUUAUAUUGGUCCAAAAAUGAAGAAUUGAUGGAUACAACUGAGGUGAUUUCAUUUAACCAAGGCACACAGACGAUAGCACAACAAACUGAUACCGAAAGCUUAGAAGAAUCUGUAACCAUGGCAGCAGAUGCUGUGCAAACUGAAGAAAAGGUAGCAAACAUACCGCCGCUUUGUACUACAACAGACACAUUUUUUACAAUUUUGGGCGUAAAAUCAGUUGUUUUUGACACACUUUAUGAACUCUCUGCUCAGAAGGUUGUCUUAAAACCAACACCUUAUUACUCUUUUUCCAUUGCAAAAAUACAUCUCAGAAGUCCGAAUCGAUCUUCAGGGACGAUUUGUUACUGCAGAAGUUCAAGUCAUCAUCCAUUGUGCAACUUGAAAUCACGUUUUGAGUUCUUUUCAAAUCAUCCAUUUUUGAGUGUCGAACCAUGUAAAGGAACAAUUGGAGUAAACGAAGAAAUCAAAAUUUCCUUAAUAAUGAGGCCUGAACCUCCAUUUAAUGAAAUUGAGAGCUUUGCUAGAAAAACAAAGGCGAGAGCACUAGAAAAGGAACUAUUCGAAGAGUGGUUAAAAUCUAAAUCAAGUACAAAGUUUAAAAGGCUCGGGUCAUCAAGAAGAAAAUCUUCAAGGAGAAAAUCUUCUAGAAGGAAAAGCAGGAAAAGUUCUCUAAAAAAUAAAAAACCCGGUGACCGCAAGAGUCUUAGAAGGGCUUCAUCAAAACAAAAAAGAGUGAGCAUGAAGGCAACUACAAAUAAACCAAAACAUAAAGAAGAGCAUAAAGAAAGUUUACAAACGGAAAGAAAUGAUUCGGCCACAAGCAAAACUUCAAAAAAGUCUAAUAGGGGCUCUAUUAAAAGAAAAUCCAUGAGACGGUCUAGUGUGAAACAAAAGAGUUCUGACAAAAGAGUAUCUAUAAAAGGGCAAACUAAAGGAAGAGAAGAAAGAAAAGGCUCUAGAAGGAUGACGCUAAAUGAAACGCCAUCAUUUAAAGUUGAUCCUGAAAGUGUUAUACUUGAAAAAGAAGAUAUAAGUUAUGCACUUUUGGAUUUUGUGAAGAUGAAUGAACCAAAGAACUUCAAAUGCAAUGUUAAAUGUCUCAUUGAAUCCCAAGUAGACACUGAUCCUCCAUCACGACGAUAUGAAGAACUAAAUCUUUUGGUGCUUGGAAAAAUCACUAAUCCAGAUUUUAUAAUUAUGUCUAAUAUGGCUCCUCCUCAAAAUUUUAUGUUUCCACCGACGGCUAUUGGCGACAAACAUCGGAUAACUAUAGACAUUUUUAACACCUCAGGAAAGGAUAUCGUGCUUCAACAUAGCCUUUUCAACCCUAGUGAUGUUUUUUGGGUACCCACUGGUCAACCUAUGAUACGGGCAAAUCAAAAACUUGUGAAAGUUAGGAAAGGAAUAUUCAUGGAGCCAGAACAAAUAAUCAAAUUCCCUAUUUUGUUUGAACCAGUAAAAGAUGGCGAGGUCGUACAGUUCAUUGACUUUUAUACCAAAACAACAUUUGUGCCAAUAAAAAUACAAGGCUUAGGGGUGAUUCCAGUUUACACAAUUACACCAGAGUUUGCCUUAGCUAAAAUGAAGCCUACAGGAUUUGGACUUACAGCAAAAUGUGGACUUCUUAUAAAGAAUCAAUGUGCAGCAGAACUUAGCUUUUAUUUAAAACCGUCUCUUGCGAAAGAAGGAUUGUGUCUUAAUUUACAACAAAAGAUGUCCUCACUAUCACCGGCACCGCAUAGUCAAGUACACACAAGUCUAGCAGUAUCUUUCAAACAGAGCCUUAAUUCUGCAGUAAGUUCAGCGCUUCAGCCUGCUGUAAGUGCUGUUGAUGAAUUACUUGCGAUUGAUGAUCCAUAUCGAAAUCAAAGCCGACAAAGUGUAGUAAGUUGCAAAAGUGUUAGGUCGACAAAAGAGAGGAAAUCAAAAAUAGAAGCAGUAGAAAGUAAAACAGAGAGUAAAGCCAAAAUUAAACCUGAUGAGAGGAGGAAAUCGGUCAAGAAAGACCAUUCAGGCCGAGUACCAGAUAAAGCAAAAUUGAUUAGAAAUACAUCAUUUUCAGAUCAAUUCCCACAAGAAGUAGUAGAUGCUUACAAUUCCCCAAUUUUUACGCCUCUUAAAGAGAUACACAGUCAUUACUUCAAAUUUGCCGAUCGUAUAAUUAUACCUCCAUUUGAAACUGGUUUUAUUGAAGUAUAUUUUAAACCCUGGCCUCUUGAAGUGCUCAUGAGAUCUAAAUGUAGUCUUUUCUCUACAAAAUCUGUCCACAGACAAUCUGUAACUGGCCAAUCUAGGUCAAUAAAGAGGCAAUCUGUUAGAAGGCAGUCGGCAAGAAGACAGUCAAGAAGGCAAUCAAGACGGCAAUCAAGAAGGCAGUCUAGAAGACAGUCCAGUAGAAAGUCAAUAAAAGGCCCAAUUAGAAAGGGCCAAGGCAAAUCACACUGGAAAAGUAGUUCUUUUCAUAUGGAAGAGGGUUCAGAUUCUGAAGAAGAUGACCCUAAUGUAUACAUUGUCCAUGCAAACCUGUAUCUAGGAAACUAUACUUCAGUUAGGGAAUACUUCUUCUUAGGGCUUCCAUUUAUGAAAAACAAAAAGCGAAUGACACUGCGGCAAAAGUGUUCUUCAGUUGGAAUGUUAAGAAGAGCUUCUAAAAGACGAGCUUCUGCCAGGAGAGCAUCUCAAAGGAAAUCUUCUCAAAGAAAAUCCAAAAAAUGAAUACAUCAAGUGGAAAAAAUGAUGUAGAAAAAGCGUGUAAAUCUAAACUGUGUUGAGAAUUCUUCACUUUGUAUAACUGCGCUUUUUUAACUCAAUGAUGGAGUGUAUUAACAAUAGUGUUGGUUUUUUCCGAGUAACACCUAAAAAUGAUUAAUAAAUUUUUUCUUUAUGCA